AUGGAGAUUCCGGGGUAUUAUUACGAUGCUUCUAAAAAGAAAUACUUCAAGGUGGAAAGCGGCUCGACUGCCUUGUCGGCAACCUACUCCUCUGGCGCUGUCAAACGGCGCAAGAUCCACGACGCGGCUCGGCAGGAGGCCAGCCGUCGGGCCGACUUGGUAAAGAGGCACAUCAAACGACACGGGCUGCAGAAGGAUGUGGUUUCUGGGGGUCUAUUGAGCCGGGAGGUAGAGUGUACUCGUGUUGCGGAGGAUGGGCGAGGCAGGAGGUUUGAUGAGGACAUUGGUGCUGCGGCGUGGGCUGGCGGCCUGCAGAGCAAAGGGCGCGUUCCGUUUAUGCCGAGUUUCGGGAGAGGAAGGGAGGUGAAUAUGAGUUGCUUUUGGGUUGGGAGUACAGGAGUUGUGUAUGCGACGUUGGAUGAAGAGUCACUGCUGGGGACGUAUACCUCUACGGAUGAUGAUGAUGUACUGACGUUUGGGACGGAUCCGGUGACCGGCGAACGACGCCGAGCCCCCCGGUUCCGAACCGAGAUGAUACGGUGCCCGCAGAUGUCGUCCAUCAAGUACCAUGAGCCGUCGCACAAGAUGUUGCUGACGUCGCGGGAGCCGGAUCAUAGCUGCGGACUGUACUUGUUCUCGCCGCUUGUUUCGGAGGAGCCCAGGACGAGGGGGCAGUGGUUGUUGGGAGAAACCGACCACUACCAGCGCCUCACCAUCCAGCGCCGCAUCCGCGACGAAUGGCUCGUCCACCAGAGCACGCCCGCGCCGCCGUCAUCCGACCUCCUCUGCGUGAUGGGCACCAACGCCGGCGUCGUGCUCGUCCGCUCUGACGACUCCAUGUCCUGGGCGGCGCCGGCCCAACCCCCCAAAGGCACGCAGCUGCCGCAGGAAAUCUUCGACCAGGACUUCCAGCCCUCCAACCACAACGUGCUCCUCGCGGGCGGCCGGCAGCCGCGCCUCUGGACGACGGACCUGCGCACCCCCGUGACGGAGUGGUCCUGCGCCCGCCAGCCCAGCUCCGUAGCGCACCUGCGCAGCGUCAACGAGCACCACGUCCUGACGGCCGGGCUGCAGGACAAGAUGGGCCUCUACGACAUGCGGUUCUUGAGGAAAGGGCCGAAUGGGGCGGCGCCGCUGCUCUCCUUCCCGGGGUACAAGAAUGCCGCGCACUUCCACACCGGGUGGGACGUGAGCCCCGACCUGGGCGUCGUGGCGGCGGCGCAGGACAAUGGCACGGUCAGGUUGUUCUCGCUACACACGGGCAGGACACUUGGGAGCAGGGCACUGGGCGCCGUGAGCACCGACACUCCCAUUCGGGCGUUGAUGUUUCACAGCAUGACGGGCGACAGACUCCCGAGUUUGUGGGUGGGCCAAGGGCAGACGUUGAGGAAGUUUUCCUUUGGGGCAAGGGCCUCUAAUGACCAGGUCUGA
Molecule: messenger RNA, 1431 nt
Organism: Metarhizium acridum CQMa 102
Lineage: Eukaryota; Fungi; Ascomycota; Sordariomycetes; Hypocreales; Clavicipitaceae
Cellular component (GO): Cul4-RING E3 ubiquitin ligase complex
Molecular function (GO): protein binding
Source: RefSeq, a predicted model, not a curated record